Messenger RNA from Amoebophrya sp. A120, 3995 nucleotides. Lineage: Eukaryota; Dinophyceae; Syndiniales; Amoebophryaceae. The record is from the annotation of a GenBank genome assembly.
GCUAUACAUAGCACUUCCAAAGACGAGAGGGAGCAUGACUGAGACGGAGCGCGUCGUAGAAAGAAGCGAAAGUGAGGCACUACGUCAUGACAGCACUUCUGCAGGCUAUACCUUUGUCACAGAAGGUGAUCUUCGUGAGACAACGUUGCAUUGGGGUUUUCAUGCAAACCAUCUUCAUGUUGAGUUGGUGUGAUUGAAAUCAUUAUAUCGGGUCGUCCUUAUGCUUUUUCUGAAAUGGGUACCUAUGGGACGGAUCAAUUACAAUCUCGCUCGACCAUAAUUGAACGACCAUAGGACUUUUGGAAGAGAUACUUGAAGAGUUCUCGUGGGAGUUGAAAACAACUUUUUUUGAAGUCGUCGUGCAUCGUUUCGAAUUUCACAACCUGUAUCGCAUUUUGUUUUUCUCGUGUAUAAAAUACAUAUCGACGCAACAACAUACUUUUUUUACUCUGUACCAUAAAAUUGACAACUAUUUUACUGCACUUUCGUAAACGCCACGGCCACGGUCUGUACUGUAUUUACUAUCAAAGAUGCCAUUCCUCUUGGUUUGCCUUAAACUGCUAGUUGUCGUGGUAUCGCUCUUGUGAGGUCGCUUGCUGUUUUUUUUUGUCAUGUUGUAUACUACCAUCAGUAUCUAAAAAUACACACCCACGCCCACUGCACAACACAAGGCACAGGCAAAAAAAAACUACUCCUAUCACCAUGGUGGAGUAUCGCGUAGAUACCAGCAAGCACCCGGCCCCGGGGUUCGUCGCGGUAGGCAGAGAAACGGUGGAAGAGCUGGGAUUAGGUAUUUAGGUGGUUCAUCUCAACGGUUUGUGUAUCGGCUUGUAAAUCUUUGUAAAGCCGAAAAUGCAUUCCCAUUCGUCGUCACAUUUUUUUUGUGUUGCUAAAAGCGCAUGACAUCCUAUUCUCACCCUCAUUCAACAACAGGUACCCGAACAAGGAAAAAUCGAGCGACGAGCGGAAACCCACAUUUGCCAGGAUAUCAAAAUUGAAAUCAUGAACCACACGACACUCGUCAUGCUUUUUCUUGCAUGAGACGCUACCAUUGUCAUGCACAGAGUAGUUGUUCAAAAUCUUUUUUGACCUUGACACACCCGGGAGCUUCGGACGACCAACACACGACUCAUACUGGAAAACAGCGGUCAGUGGGAAGCAACAACUACGGACAAAUGCAGACGUAUUUUGUUUUACUUUUGGAUGAAAUGUUAUGCGUUUCGUGUGUUGCAUGUCCCAGCUCUUAUGCAGGGCUUCUGCAUGACAAGCGAUGAAAAUGACCCGUACUUAUCAGAAACGACUGGCGAAUGAGAUGCACCAUUGGAAUCUGGCGGUCAGAAACAAAAAUCCGUCAAUAUGACCUGCUCAAAGGUUACAAUCUCAAACGUUCCAAUCGAAUCUGAAAUUUGUGUUGCAUGAUGAGCAUGACAGAAUCGCAGAGCAUUCCACCUUCUGCAAUACAAAUUUCGCCAGAUUCUGGUGCGGAUUGGAACUCCGAAACUUGUCAUGCGCAAUCCUUUGAGAGUUGGCUAGAUAGUGCACUUCUUGCAACACAAAUUCCAGACUCUAUUGCAACAGUUGAGAUUGUAACACCUCCUGAGCAGGUGAUACUCAAUCAACCCCGCGAUCGGUACCUUACGCUCAACAAAAUCCGAGGGCAAUAUCGAGCCGUUCACCGUCGACAUAUGCAUCGCAAAAGUAUCGUACUAGUAUAAAUUGCAAUACAAAUGUCCCCAGCAUGAGAAAUAAAAUUUGUCAUGCGGAUUUGCCUUAAGAAAGAGACCAGCCACCCCCCGGCGGAGGCCGCCGGGGAGGGGGCUGUUCGGUGGAGGUGUUCCGGUGGGGAAGGUGGCGCCAGCAAUGACCGCGCGCCGCUACACAACCAAAUAAAAAGAACCCGGCCCAUGUUUCGGCUAUGAUCGGCACCAUGCCCGGCCUUAGUAGCUGCGCGCCGUGGGAAAAUGCGCACAGGAAACUAUUUCCGGGCGCCAACGUUCAAGACGCCACAAGGGCGACGCACCUGCUGCCAGCGCGCGCGGUCGCUGUGGGAAAGAAGUUGCGGCCACCCUAGGUGGCCGACCAGGUUAAGGCGUGGCGCCGCGCCCCCUCUGGGGGACGCAGAGCGGCGCACGCACUUUGAACGCCCGCUCUGAUCUGAAAGCGAAAUAAAACAAUGCCGGCCGGUCGCUGCGCCCUAGCGAGCUUCUUUAGGGGGCGCCGCGCGCAGACAAGUGGGCAGGCUGUGCUCCUGGAGGUGGUCCGCGAGAGGGUCCGCGAGAGGGUCCGGGAGAGGGUCCGGGAGAGGGUCCGGGAGAGGGUCCGGGAGAGGGUCCGGGAGAGGUUCGGAGAGGGUCCCGGAGAGGGUCCGGGAGAGGGUCGGAGAGGUCCCGAGAGGGUCCGCGGAGAGGUAAAAUAGAGGUUCCCGGAGAGGGUCGCGGUAGAGGGUCACAUAGAGGGUCGCCCUAUACUACGCACCCUCUCGGACCCUCCCGACCCUCUCCCCCUACCCUCUAUUUGACCUCUGUCCACCCUCUACCUACCCUCUUCGGGCGUAUAGCGCCGCUAUAAGGGCCGACAUACUACCCACCCUCUCCCUACCAUCUCCUUUACCUCUCGCUUUACCUCUCCCCGACCCUCUAUUUUUCCCCGACCCUCUACUUUACCUCUCCCAACCUCUAUUUUACCUCUAUGGAACCUCUCCCCACCCUCUACCGGAACCUCUCCGGCCCCGUUUUCUUCCAUAUAUAAAUAUAUUAAUUUGUAAUGCAUAACUGCAAUUAGUACGAGUGCGAUACUUUUGCACAGGUGGAUACGACACGGUUUAUACCUACGAUGCUCCGGCAGUGGCGAGUGGCAGGAAAUAUCAACUGCAAAAGGAUCGUACUAAGUAGUAUAAAUCCUUUGACAAAUUUUCCCAGCAUGAGAAAUGAAAUUUGUAAUGCGGAUUCAACUUGACAAAGAACUUUGUAAUGCAUGACUGCGAUUACUACAGGUACGAUAUUUUUGCACAGGAUAGGAAAAACCGGUCUGCAACCGACGAAGUGUACGACUACAGGAAACACAGCUGGUACAAUAAGACCUUUUUUAUUUGGUUUGCAACAGGGUGAUGGAGCGACUACUGCAUGACACGCAUGAUCUGUGAUGCAAGAAGAAAACGCAUGAGAAAACAGAAUCAUCAAAAAUAAAAAGGUAUCACGACGUGACGAGAAAGACGAUUGGUGUCAGCAGACCAAACCUAGAAACCGAGGAGCAGGCGCAACUGAUUAAGAAAUCAAAGGACCACAUUGGGUAUGGGAACGGAAUGAUAGGGUAUAGUGUACAUAGAGUUGUGAUUGAUGUAUUGCAUAACUUGCGUGGCGACAUUGACGAUUGUGAUUUGUUAUGCGGAUCAUGUCGCAUCAGAUGAGAGGGACACAUACGUGAUGAAUGAAACAAAACUUCUACCAGAUACGGUGACGUUCAGUCCACUUCCCUCGCGCCAGAAGCUCCGAGCUGGAUGUUCGGCAUGCGUAUGGUACCAGGGGUAGUCGGGAGUGGCAUGCCACGGUGGCAGUACUGCAUGGUAGAGGAGGACCCAAAAACGGGAAAGGGAAUCCUGAACACAAAGCCGCGCUAUUUUAAGAGGGGGCCGAAUCUGAGUAUUUCCUUUGUGGUCUGACUUCGAGGUCGAGUUUACUGUCAUGCAUACUCUCGUCCUUCCAGCAUUUGUUAUUUUUUCGUGCGGUAGUACAUGAAUUUCUCGGAAAAUCACCCCCCCCCCAGGUACCAUCGAAACCAUCGGCGGCGAGAAGCCGAUGCGAAACGACCGGUCUGUCCUCGACUACCGUCAGGCGCUGCCGAAAUCCAACAAACCCGAUGUGAAUCGGGUGAGUGACAAGCGACAGAGCGGGAUGAUCGGAACGGGUGCGAUUGUGAAGGAUGUGAUUAUGCCGCCUUCGAACCACCACGUGGUGGAGCCCGACUUCCGCCUGUUCCGAAAUGUGGAUCGGUACUGA